AUGUCAUUUCAAGUUCCAAAAUUAGCCAAAUUAUCAUCAGGACACUAUAUUCCAACCGUUGGGUUAGGAACGUGGGCAAUUCCCAAUAAUAUUGCCAGUGAAGUUGUUUACAACGCAUUGAAGGUUGGAUAUAGGCAUUUCGACUCAGCAGUGUUGUAUGAUAAUGAGAAGGAGGUUAGUGAGGGAAUCCUCAAGUGGAUUGAUGAGAAUCCAUCUGCAAACAAGAGACAAGAGGUGUUUUAUACUACGAAAUUGUGGAACGAUGAGUGUGGGUAUCACAACGCUAAGAGGGCAAUUAAAAGGUGUUAUAAAAGAGUAGAGAGGUUGGGAUAUAUUGAUUUGUUGUUGAUUCACUCACCAUUAUGUGGUCCUAAAGAGCGGCUAGAGACCUGGAGAGCAAUGCAAGAGGCAGUGGAUGAAGGAAUCGUGAAGAGUAUUGGAAUCAGUAAUUAUGGGGCCAGGCAUAUUGAAGAGUUGUUGAGAUGGGAUAAGCUAAAAUACAAACCAGCUGUUAAUCAAAUUGAGAUUUCUCCCUGGAUUAUGAGACAGGAGUUGGCAGAUUUUUGUAGAAGUCAAGAUAUAUUAGUGGAAGCGUAUGCUCCGUUAAACCAUGGGGGUAGAUUUAAGGACAAAACGUUGGUGAAAAUUGCGAGAAAGCACAAUGUUUCCACGACUCAAGUAUUGGUUAGAUGGAGUUUACAACAUGGAAAUAUCCCACUCCCAAAGACAUCCAAGAUUGAAAGAUUGGAGAGCAAUUUGGAUGUAUUCGGCUUUGAAUUAAGUCCAGAGGAAGUUAGGGAAAUUGACCAGCCAAAUGCUUAUGAGCCCAGCGAUUGGGAAUGUACCAAUGCUCCAUAA
Messenger RNA from Ascoidea rubescens DSM 1968, 858 nucleotides. Its product is annotated as aldo-keto reductase superfamily protein. Lineage: Eukaryota; Fungi; Ascomycota; Saccharomycetes; Ascoideales; Ascoideaceae. Gene Ontology annotation, molecular function: oxidoreductase activity. The transcript has a single exon. The record is from RefSeq and is a predicted model, not a curated record. The coding region runs from base 1 to 858 and encodes 285 amino acids.